UUUUCAAGUCUUGACGGCAUCUAUUUUCAUUGAAAAUAGGGAAUAAGAAUGCAUCAGAUGGCACCAUUUCACGAUGAAAAAUGCUAUACUCCUCACUGUGGGAGGGAAGACGUUCCCCUCUUACACCACUCCCCACCCUUCCACCCCAGUCACUUUGUUCCCUUAUGCUUGGUCUCUUUGCUCAUUCGCAUGAUUCAGUGUCCCUUAUAUUUUUCUUAAGAGUUGGUUACCCGAGUGCAUGGCACAGCCAGAAAAUAAAAGAAAGAAAUAACAUUAAAACCCUUCCUUAGUUUGAUUAAAAUCAUAAACCUGAAUCUAUAGUGCUUUAAAAAAGUAGGUAAUGAAAACUCAAAUGUGGCUUAGUGGGUUGCACUCCCACCAAGUCAGAAUGUUGUAAGUUCAGGUCCCACUCUAGGGUGACAAAAAUAAACAGAGUAACUGCAACUAUAUAGUGACACAGUAGUGCCCCUCUGACAGUGCAGAACUCCCUCGGCACUACCUCUCCGGCAGUGUGAUGCUCCCUUGGCACUGCCCCUCUGACAGUGCAGCACUCCCUUGGCACUGACCCUCUGACAGUACAGCACUCACUUGGCACUGCCCUUCAACAGUGCAGCACUCUCUUGGCACUGACCCUCUGACAGUACAGCACUCACUUGGCACUGCCCUUCUAACUGUACAGCACUCCCUUGGCACUGCCCCUCUGAUAGUAAAGCACUCCCUUGGCACAGACCCUCUGACAGUACAGCACUUACUUGGCACUGCCCUUCUGACAGUGCUGCACUCCCUUGGCACUGACCCUCUAACAGUACAACACUCACUUGGCACUGCCCUUCUGACAGUGCAGCACUCCCUUGACACUGACCCUCUGACAGUACAGCACUCACUUGGCACUGCCCUCUAACAGUACAGUACUCCCUUGGUACUGCCCCUCUGACAGUAAAGCACUCCCUUGGCACUGCCCUUCUGACAGUGCAGCACUCCCUUGGCACUGACCCUCUGACAGUAUAGCACUCACUUGGCACUGCCCUCUAACAGUACAGCACUCCCUUGGUACUGCCCUUCUAACAGUACAGCACUCCCUUGGUACUGCCCUUCUAACUGUACAGCACUACUUGGCACUGCCCCUCUGAUAGUGAAGCACUCCCUUGGCACCCUCUGACAGUGCAGCACUCCCUUGAGACUGACCCUCUGACAGUGCAGCACUCCCUCGGUACUGCACAGUGUUGUGGACCCUGGACUUGAACCCAUGAUAGUUUGGCUCGAGCUGGGAGAGUUCUCAGCUGAUACUGCUCCCCCCACCCCCUCCUUGUAGUUGAUUCCUUCAGUGACCAAGUACAAUUUGCUCUCUUUUGGACUCUGGUAAAUUUCCAAGAAGAAAAACCUGAGGGGAAUAACACAAAACUCCAGGACAUUAAUCUAAACGUAAAUCCUAUUACAUACUCUUAACUGGUUGUGCUGGCAAAGUGAUCUUUUUAUAGCCCAAAGCGGUACAUACAGCAGUAGUUUUAACCCUCAAACUGACUGUCUGAUAGAUAUUAAUCAGGCUUUGUGUUUCAAACUGCAACAACUGCUUCUGCUGGCUGUCUGUUCAAUGUAUAAUUUGCCAGAUGCAAUGCUGAUCUUCACUAUGAUUUUAUGUUAACUGGCCCUGUCAGUUAUUUAUUAUCAUGAUAAAAGUCGAGAAGCUCAUAUCAAGAUAUCAACAUCUUGCAUACUGGUAAUUGGAAACACUGCACAUUUUGCCUCAGGAGCCUGAGUUUGAAUCCAACUCCAGAUCGUCAUGGCUUCUGGAAGAUCAGCUGCAUCCGUCAUGCGGGCUGUGCGAGUAGCUGAAUUUGGUGGGCCAGCAGUGCUCAAGUUACAUUCGGAUAUUCCUAUACCUAGCCCAAGUGAAAAUCAGGUUCUAAUCAGAGUCCAUGCUUGUGGUGUAAAUCCAGUUGAAACUUACAUGCGUUCCGGAUCCUACGCUCGGAAGCCAUCCUUGCCCUGGACACCUGGAAGUGAUGUAGCGGGAAUCGUCGAACAAGUGGGACAAUAUGUCAAUAAAUUUAAGAAAGGGGACCGUGUUUUUACGUGUGGAGCCAUCACUGGUGGAUAUGCGGAGUACACAGUUGCUUCAGAUGACAAUGUUUAUCCGUUGCCAGAUAAUCUUAGCUACAAGGAGGGAUCGGCUAUUGGAAUUCCUUACUUCACUGCAUACCGAGCGCUCAUACACAAAGCCCAUGUGAAGGCUGCAGAAACUAUUCUGGUUCAUGGAGCAAGCGGAGGGGUUGGGAUAGCAGCCUGCCAGAUUGCCAGAGCCUAUGGCCUGAAGGUGCUUGGUACAGCCGGGACUCAGGAAGGACUCUGUCUCGUUCAAAAGAAUGGAGCUCACAAGACUUUCAAUCACAGGGAGCCUGGCUACGUUGAUAAGAUCAAGGAUUAUACAGCUGGUCAAGGAGUAAAUGUGAUCAUUGAAAUGUUGUCCAAUGUGAAUCUGAGCAAUGAUCUACAACUGCUUUCAAAUGGUGGGCGUGUGAUCAUUGUAGGCUGCAGAGGUUCAAUUGAGAUAAAUCCCAGGGAUACCAUGGCUAAGGAGUCCAGCAUCAUUGGGGUUGCAUUAGCUACUGCAACUAAGGAGGAUCGGCUGGAGUCGGCAGCUGCGCUCCUCGGAGGAAUGGAAGUGGGCUGGCUGAAGCCUGUGGUGGGGCCAGAAUACCCACUGGAGAAGGUGGCGCAGGCUCACGAGGACAUCGUUAAGGGGUCUGGAGCAGCAGGCAAAAUGAUCCUGACAAUAUAAUGCAUCAGCCCUACGCAAAGAACAUCGCUGCCCAGUAAGCUUCAGGUCACACCUGUACAAAUUAAAAGUGGAUCCUUUAAUAUUUCAGACUACUGGGCUAAGGUGUUUUUGGGGUGGAUGUGGGGUGGGUGAUUGGGGUUGGGGAGUGAGUUGUGUUUGAGUACUCCCAUUCUACCACAUGUCAUGAUUGUACCCCCAUUUGCACUUAAUUCAGGCAAAAGAAUGAACAAUAAUGAUUGAUUUUAGCUUUAUUGCUCUGACCAUCAUGCUCUGGGGCACAGUUGAUGGAGGUGCCAGUCUUCUUUUGCUCCAUCAGUUUUGUGUGUUUAUAACUCAGUCUGCCUAAAAUUUAGAAAACAACGAAUCAGGAGACAAAAGGGAAAUUGCAGUGGUUUCUGACUGUGGGUUGGACACUGCUGCAAGCUUCCUCCUCCCUUUUUUGAAACACGGUAGUUUUCCACCUUUUAGCGCCUCAUUAAAAUGACGGGUGACAAUUGCUGAUGAGCAUGGGCAAGUCUUGGCACAGUAAGUGCCGUGACAUCAAUUCCUACAUCAGCACAUUCACAAAGUCAAACACACAAAGUUAACUGCCAAAUCUCAGUUAAGUAAACAAUUGUUCUCAAUGCCCCUGAAUACAUCUCACUUGGUGGCUGUUGUGCCUGUGCAUGGAUGGGUGGUCUGAUCUAUGCUGUUACAAGGAUUGGUCCCAGCUGCUUCUUGUUUUUCACAUACAAUCAUACAACUGGUGGCCCAUCUACCUAUGACAGGGUCAAGAAUGGAAUGUAUUGACUUUCUAUUAUGUGAGUCAACAGAGGUGUUCAAAAUAAUGAAGCAUUUUGAUAAAGAGGAGAGAAACUGUUUCAAGUAGCAGGAGGGUUGGUAACCAGAGAGACACAGCUUAAAAUAAUUGACAAAAGAACUAGAAGGGUAGAUGAGAUUUUUUUUUAAAUGCAGUGAGUUGUUAGAAUCUGGAACAUGCUCCUUGAAAGCGGUAUGGAAGGAAGCAUAUUUAAUAGUGAUUUUUAAAAUGGAAUUGGGUAAAUAAUUAAAAAGGAAACAUUUGCAGAGCUAUGGGUAAAGAACAGAGGAAUGGGAUUAAUUGGAUAGCUCCGCUAAAAAGCCAGCACAGGCACUGUAGCCUCUGUUUUCAAAAAGUUCAAUUCGGACUUCCAGCCGGUGGAUUAAAAAUCUUUAUUUGAUGUGAAGCACAUUUCUGUGACACCAUCUUGCAAAGUGUGACUUUAAGCAAAUGCACAUGAAGCAAAUCAGAUCUUCCCAUAAUGUAUAAACUGGAGUUAGGCUCUUGUGGACAUUUCUCAACAAAGAAAAAAAAAAGUAGGGUGAAACACUGUACAUUACAGUACAUCCCUAAAUGAAAUAACUUUUAAAAUAAAAUAUAUUUCUAAAUAUAAAAGAAAUAUAAACUCAAAUAAGAUAACAUUCACCAGUGAUGGGUUGUGAAGCUUGUUUGUAGAGGUGGGGUGGACGAAGGGGCAGAAUGGUCAAUAACCUUAAAAAAAAUUAUCCAAAAACUGUUGGACAAUUUAUUUUCCCCUAUUAGUAAAGCUCCUUAUAGUAGUUAAUGUCAGCAUUAAUUGUCCAAUUCACUUUGGGAUGGCUCGUUCUCUGGCAUUAAAACUAUCAGACUCACUACCACCACUUAUUGGGUUUUCUUGACUCAUGUUUAUAAGGGAGGUAAUCACUAAAUCAUAGUAAAAGGUUAUUGAUUGCAUAUUUAAAACAACAUCAAAAUAGCGUAAUGAGACUAAUACUGAGGAGAAAUGCUGGGGACUCUGUUGUGAUAUAACUGUGCAGCAUGUACACCCACCACUACAGCCACACAACACAAAGUAGUAAUACUGAGGAGAAAUGCUGGGGACUCUGUUGUGAUAUAACUGUGCAGCAUGUACACCCACCGCUACAGCCACACAACACAAAGUAGUAAUACUGAGGAGAAAUGCUGGGGACUCUGUUGUGAUAUAACUGUGCAGCAUGUACACCCACCGCUACAGCCACACAACACAAAGUAGUUUGCUAUGGCCUGUUGGUAAACAACAUUAAAGUGAAUGUUGUGAUGUUAAAAGGAUAUGUGUUCCCAAUUGUAUCAGCAGUUUUAUAAUGAAACAGUAUUGACCAAAUCAAUGUUAAGUGAGGAAUUACUGUACUGUACUCAGUUUCACCUUUACCAAUCUCUCUCUCUUGACAUCUCUCAUUCACUGUACUCACCUUUCUCUCUGCUUUAUCUACCCCCCACACUGAAGUUCCUGGUCUCCUGCUCCUCUCUCUUGGAAAUCUAGUCCUUGCCAGUUCACAUUUGUGGUAGUGAUGGCACAGUCAGCAGGCAUUGAAAUAAAAUGGAGUAUUUUAUGUAGCUCACAUUAAUUGCAAAUAUGAGAUUGUAUGGCCUUGUGAAUGAUUUUCAAUUUCUUGAUUGUUAUUUAAUAAAAGUGUAAAUUUAAAAAAAA
Molecule: messenger RNA, 5244 nt
Organism: Carcharodon carcharias (great white shark)
Lineage: Eukaryota; Metazoa; Chordata; Chondrichthyes; Lamniformes; Lamnidae
Gene: cryz
Product: crystallin, zeta (quinone reductase)
Exons: 9
Coding region: 1781-2779 (332 amino acids)
Cellular component (GO): cytosol
Molecular function (GO): mRNA 3'-UTR binding; quinone reductase (NADPH) activity; NADPH binding
Source: RefSeq, a predicted model, not a curated record